UUGUUGCCGUUCGAUGAUCUCAUACUGUUUUUGGGCAAACAUAUACACACACACACACACACAAAUUCGCCCUCUCGAAUCGCGAAAUUUUUUUGGCCUCGAAUAACGUGUGUUGGCGGGAGCAACCACAGCAAAAAAUGAGCGGUUGCUAGAUGAGUGUGUGAUGUGAGGGGCGUUUUUUUUUACACGUCAAUUUGAAAGCAUCAAUUUCACCUACAUAUAAAUUCAUACCCAACGCAACUUAUCGCGAUAGCACAUCGAGUAGCCUAGCGCGCGGGUUUAUUGAUUUCUUAUCUCGACACAACUGUCCUCCCUUUAUGCGUCGUCCCGCUUUGUCCCGCGACCAACCAAUUGUGUUUAUCUCGUUUCGCUGUCAAUAGCGAGAGAGUGGAAGAAGUACGCUUACCACGGUUGUUAUCAAUCGCGGAUUCGUGUAGUUCCGAGUGCGCGAAGUGGACAAAAGGAAGAAAAAGCAAAAAUAAGGCAAACAGAUAACAGCAAACAAGAGACAAACUACCCCAAAACCGUCGCAGCGGGAUGUAAGCGAGAAACUUUCCGUGUGGUGUGUGUCUCCACGGUUGUCCUCCGUGCAAUUCUGCUGCCAACAGUCGGCACUAAAUGGUGUGAUUCACGCACGGCUGAUUCGUGGCAUCGGAUUAAGUGUGUGUUUGUGUGGGAGAUAUACAAAACGUUUAGCUCUUAAUGUGGUGUUUUCUUCCUCUUUUUUGUGUUAAAAUUAUCAAAAUUCCAUUCCAUUAUCCAAGCUCUUUGGGUGUGGUUGAAGUGCGUGCGUGAUUUCCAAUAAACGUGUGUGUGUGUGAUUCGUCCCUGUAAUUUACAUGGCCAUUACACUCCACUUUCCGUACAGUGCACUAGAAAGAAAACGCAUAACAUACAGUGUUGAACGAGUGUGCUACUGCUGCAAACGCGAAAUACUUCGAAAGUGCAAGCUUAAAUGCAUCUAGUGACAGCGCCUCGAACGCGUACCGAAUGAGCAGAAACAUGAAAAGGCAGCUGGAAAAGUUCAAAGAGGAACUCAAAUCGAACCUCUCACGGUCCAGUAAGGCGGAAAAGAAUGCCGACGGAUUGCAGGAAAUCGAGCGUGAAGUCGACCGCUACAAAGACAUUCUGCAGAACCUUAACAAGCGGAUAGCGACGAACGUUUCCGCCGGUCAGCCGCAGGAUGCGGUGGCACGCGAGAAACGAUGCAAGAAGGUGCCCGAGUUCCAGCUUGGCCAGCUGAUGGAAGAUUCGGUCAAGGAUCUACCCGCCGGUCUGCUGAAGGAUGUGCUGGACACGUGCGCACGCGUCGAGAAGCGAAUAGCGACGGAGAUAGUGAACAACGAGGUGAAUGUGGAGAACUCUGUCAGCAAAAACCUCAACGACAUCAUCGAGCGCCACUUGUCCACGAUCCAGAAGCAGAAGCGCGUCGUCACCAAGUGCCACCAGGAGUAUGAGGCCUCACGGCAAAAGUAUGAUUCGGCCCAACGUAACAGCGAUCAGGCGGGAAAUCAGGCAAAGAUCACCCAGCUUAAAGAUGAUCAGGAGGAGCUGCACACCAAGCUGGAGAAGGAGCGCGAUCUGUACGAAUCGUACAUGUACGAGCUGCUGGCGGAGGAGGAAAACAUCGCACUGUUCGUGAAAGAGUAUGUCAAGCAUCAGGAGCUGUACUUCACAUCGGGCUUGCGGGAGAUACAGCAGACGAUGCGAAGCAUGGACGGGUUGUUCCGUCGGAAUAAUAAGCAAAUCUUCAACACACCCCUGCGGGAUCAUCUGAAGGCGACGGAUCGUAAAAUUGCUUACGUGAUCGAACUGUGUGUUUGCUGUCUGCUGGAGAAGGGUCUGUACGAGGAAGGGUUGCUACGAGUCGGCUGCGCCUCAUCUAAACUACGUCGCAUGAUUUCUGCGAUCAACGCUAACUACGUGUCGCCACCGUUAGCGGACAAAUAUUGCGAUCCGCACGUCGUUGCGGGUGUACUAAAAAAGUACCUACGAAGCUUACCGGAUCCGUUGUUAACGUUCGAGUUCUAUCCGGACUUUGUACAGGCGGCUCAAAAACCGAGCGAUGCGCAACGGAAGGCUGCCAUCCUCGAUAUCGUGAACCAGCUGCCUAGAGAAAACUAUGACAACCUGCGCUACCUGACCAAGUUCCUGUCCUAUCUGGCGGAGAAGAAUCAGGAGAACAAAAUGUCACCGCAAAACAUUGCGAUCGUCAUGUCGCCCAACUUGCUGUGGUCACCGAACGAGAAUGAUAACUAUAUGGAUCAGGUGAACAGUACUGCCACGGUGAACACGAUCGUUGAAGCGCUCGUAGCCGAUUGGGCGUUCUUCUUUGAUGGUGAGGUAAAUUUCUACGCCAGCAUGACCCGGGAUGCACUGUUCCCGGACAAUGGGGGGUUUCCGUUUGAUAAGGAUCAGCACGUAAGGAGUGUUCCUAGUGCCGGAGGGGAUAUGAUGUCCCGGUCGAUGUUUGUCACAUCGUCAACCGGUGGUCAGCCAACGGUUGCUGUAACGAUGACGGGCGGUAGCAGCCAGGACGAGCUGCGCCUUGGUCGUGGAGAGGGUGGAGGUGGCGGUGGUGGUGGAGGAGGAGGAGGAGGAGGCGGAAUAGGAGUGUCACAUUCCCGCAGCAGUAGCCACGAUACUAGUCUUAUUCUAAUCAAUAGUAAUAGCAAUCACAACAACAGUGGUGGCGGCAGUACGGAUCAGCUGAAGUAUCGCAGUCAGUCGAACAGUUCACUAUCGGAUCAUUCCAGCCCGCCACAGGAGUACAGUCCGAAGCUACCUAUCAGACGGAAGCACAACAAACAGGUAGCGCCAACACCGCCGGACAACCAUCACCAUCACCACAACAAAGCAUCGCGAGACAUUAACAAUAAGCUGCAGUCGACACAUUACUUCAAGCAGCUGAGCAAUACGGGUGGGGCAGGUUCGGCCAGUGGCAACCAUAAUGGGGACGGUGACGAUGGGUUUGCAUCGCUGCAGCAUCACGCGUACAAGCAGGCACAGGCGGAGUACGAACGUCAGCCAAUGAUGCGUGCCGAAAGUCACGACAAUCUGCUGAAGCUAAAGUCGACCGAUAAGAUACCGCCACCGAGGCCGGCCGCCGUCAGCGUUGACAGUCAGGUGCUGGGGAAAAUUAAGGCCAGUGUAGCUAACAGCACCCUUCAGCAGCAGCACCAAAACAAGCAACCAAAUGCUCCCAAUUGUGAUACAACUAGCAGUAGUAGCAGUAGUAAGGAGAACAAGGAAAACAAUAACCGGGCGGCAUCGGCUGGAGUGGGAUCCGUGUUUCCACCAUUGAAACCAGUGGCCCUACCAAGAACAACCAUACUCGGUUCUUCGUCGAAAGCUGUCGGGCCGGCGAGUGGGAACAGCAAUAACAAUAACGAUGAUGGUGGCGAUUCGGCUAGCGGUACGGCCGGCGGUGGUGUGGUAAUACGGGAGAAACCGGUCAUACCCGAACGGCCCGCCACACUAAUGCGCCCGAUGAGUUUCAAGGGUUCGAUACCGGAGAUAUCGAAAGUAAGCGAAGGUACCAACACAAUCAUUAGCGGAAUAACGUCAGCUUCGGCGAGUUCGCUAAAGAAAGCGCAAAGCUUCCGCGGUGAAACGACGGCCGGUAAUCGAAUAGGUGUGUCGGAUAAACAGUCCGAACUCGAGCGUGGUACGCUGGAACGGACGCAAAUCUACAACAUCGACAAGCAGCAGGUUGCAUUCAUCGACGUAGUGGAGCGUUCAUCCGACGAGGAUCAAGGUACGGGCACGGGACUGUCGAAGCCAAAGCAAUCGAGUACGCGCAAGGAAAAACCGGACCCACUGCCCGCUAGUGCCGUGAGCCAGCAACAGUUGGAUACGGUCGGUACCACGGUGCCCCAAGGUACUCCACCGCUAGCAAUGAUGGAAUCGACCGGCUCGCUGGGCAGUGACGUUCAAUCGCCCGUCAAUCCAAUGCCACCACCGUCAGCAAAAAUGACACCGAGCGGUACAACGACAGCAACAACCAACAACAGCGCCAGUUCGAAUGCUAGCACCACCAACACUACUACUAGUCUGCAGCAUGUCCCACAGUCACCGCGUGGCAUUGAUCCGAAAAUAAAGCGGCCACAGGUACCGGCACCGCCACCACCGGUCGGGCGACCAAAAUCGUCCGACUCGACCGAUUUAUAACAGUUCGGGGAGGUGUUGAUCUAGAAUCCGGUCACGGUACGGUGUGCCUAAACGUAGCACACCGAAUUCGCUAAGCAGCCAAGCGGCCAUGCGGUUUCCAUUUUUCCUUCCAAUGCCUAUUUACCUGUUGCUAACUGUUGUUUGUUAUGUAGCUAUUUUCUUUUCCACUUUUCGUACUUUCUUUCCAAUAGGACAAUAUUACGUUUCGUUAGCGAUUGGCGUUUUGUAUCGCAUUCAAUCGAUAUCGGUGAAUAGUGAAAUGUUGUGAUGGCGUUAGUUAAAUUAGAAAUAACACCAAAACGAUUCAGAAUCACACUCGGCAGAUAGACAGUGAACAGAUAUGGUAGAAAGAAAAUCUUUAAAGGUUUUAGAAAAUACUUUUCUUUUAGGUUUUUUCCCUCUUCUUUGUUUAAAAGCGGUUCUUUUCGAAGUACUGCAUUAUAGUUAAGUGAAAUUGAUUUAGUUAGGACAUCAUGAACUAUGGCACAUAGGAAAAAAGCGUAAGCUGUAAACAUUGUUGUGUUUUGUGAGAAUAAGGAUGAAUAGGAGUGCGCAAAAUCAUCACAAUUUAGUUAGGAGUGUCACAUCACAAACAACCGGGACAAGAUUGGUUAAGUCUGAAGCUAAAAGUAAUUAUUACUACCAACAUCAUUUAUGGCUGCCGCGAACUCUACUGUUGCUGACAUUACUUCAACCAAAGCGCGAUCCCGGGGUUUUUUGUAAUGCCAAGGACGCGGCUACAAAAAAAAGGAACCAAAACUAAUUUUCUGUAAAACAGUGGUAAUUGAAAAUGUUCUUUUCUUGCCCGCUCACGGUUGAGAUUUAGCAGCGAUUGCUAUUUGGGUUUUCUGUCUGUUUGGAAAGGACAUAAAAAAAACGGGACGGCAAAAGAAUAACUCGCGAAACUAGCCACAUUUGGCAUUUAGGAAGCAACCAUGCGGAAGGUUGCAAUUUUCGCUGCGUCUCAUUCUUUCGGACAUUUGAUUAAUGGCUCGGUUGGUGCGAUCUUCCGUGCGCACAGUGUGUAGUUGUGUAUUUGUUGCUGUGUGUGCAUGCGGCAGGAUUUAUCGUUUCGGGUCGGAAAUUGAAUUUUACUUGUAAAGAUAUAAAAAAGAAUGAAAACUAAUGAAAGCGAAGUGCACACCGUCAAGAAAGGAUGUUCUUGACCGAAGGACGAAGGAAAAAGUGUCAGAACGGUGUUUUUUUUUUAAGUUCAAACAUUACUAUUACUCUUGGCAAUGCAAUGUGGUACUGUCUAACAAUAUGCUUCAGACAAUGUUCGAAUGCUCGAAUUGGAAGUCAUUCUUAGCCUUGACCGAAGAAGAGGAAAAGGUUUUCCCGCGAAUCGCUGUUUUUGUUUGUUGGACUGCUGCAGAUCGCCACUGUAGUAGUGAUGAGGAUGCUUUUAAGGAUGCAACCGAACACCAAACGGUGUGAAUUGGUGAAUGGUUUAAAAUCAUCGUGAGUCAUUUUCCAGCGAAAUUCUUGCCUUGUAGUAGGUUGGUUUAAAAAAUGCAACGUGAUCAGCAUGAAGCACCACGCUAUCAAACUAGCACGGAAAGGAAAUGUAAGUUAGUUAUUAGGACACGUGAAACUAAUACGAAUUAUUUUGUUGCAAUUAUUUCCAACAAUACGCGAAAAACGUUGUUCACAAAAAAGAGCUUUUGUUUAUUGGUUAUUUAAAAAUUUCAGAAGUACACACAAGUAAGGAAACAAGAAAAAGAACUGGAUUCUACCACAGCCGAGAGUAUUAUGUAGGGAAAAUUGGAUUCUUAUGAACGUAAGUAAAAAAAACGCAAAAUGUACAAUAUUAAAUAUCAUUUACCGAGAACGCAAAAAAGGAAAAUCAAUCGAUCGAGUUUAUUAGAGAAUUAUUUCGCCCAGGAAUAUUGUUGCCGUUCUCUGAACAAGCUUUACAUUUGAUUACUUCUGAUAUAGAUCACGUUACAUGUAUGAUAGAAAAGAAAUUGCGACUUAUACAACAAUGAAGAAUGGCAAAAAAAGAGAAAUGAAUCAAAAGAAAACGUAUUAACAUAUCAAAAAAACACAUUUCUGCUUCAUCGUCUAAAGCGAUGAUUAUAACGCUAACCGCUCCUAAUCUCGCUCUCUUUCACUGAACUGGCAGAGCGCACCAGCUUAUCAUCAUACAAAUGAGCUUUAUAAAAUUUACAAGCAUUUGCGCAAAAAAAAAACAACUUCAAUGCAUUUCACCCCGAACCGGGCGCAUAAUAAUGAGAAUGCCACGAAUUACAUUCAAAAUCAGUAUUGUGUUGAUUACUGCAACGGUGUCUAACCGCAUAAGCUACCAAUUUUAAUGGUGUGCUUGUGUGAUGGUUAAGCGAUAAUCUUGUCCCCCGCAUACGCGUUUUGUACCAUAAUUUACAUCACAAAUCCUCCUGUUUCGGAUCGGUUUUAUGUAGUUAGAGGGAAGGGUGAAAAAAAAAGAAACUAAUGGAAAAUAACCUGCAUACAAGCAAAAUGCGGCGGAUAACAUUACGUUACAAGUACGUUGGUCUUUUUCGCGUUUGCUGGUUUCAUGUGCGGUUUUACGAAGUGUAGUGCGGGUAGGGAACUAAUUUCGAUCUCAUAUCAAAUGCAACGGAAGAGUGAUGGAGCCAGAACAUAUUUCUCGCCGUUGUUCCGUUCACAGUUUGCCAAAAUUUCCAAAGUAGAGACAGGUGGAUAAUGUGCGUUGUUUGGCUGGACGUAGUGAAUCGUUUUUUUAUCAUCCAAACACGUUCUGAAAUGAUGGCGUAGCGUGGCAGUGAUGAGUUGAAACAGUGAAGGAAAAGCGUCAAAAACAGCACACACACACACAUAACACGGGUAGGGUGUCACAUCCGGAUCGCAUACGAUUCCACCAACACCCUCGGUUGGAAGGGUGGCAAUGUUUCGGUCAACGCUGGGAGUAAUUAGCAUUUAAACAAAAUCAUCAUCAAUAUUCAUUAAAAUUUGUUACUCCCGUGUCUUUUUUUCGGGAUAAUGCCGUUGUGUGGUGAACAAGAAACAAGCAAACUGGGAAAGAAACCGUUUCUGCAUGGACCUAUGAAAGGGUGAAUAUGCAAACCGCCACAUCCGUUGUAUACAUUUAACGGAACAGAUAUUGCUCUGGUGAAAUGCGUCCGCUUCUGCAGGUGACAUGAACGUAAUAACCCCUCCGCAAAAGCAGCAAACAAGGCACGCAAGAAGAAGGGGUGUUAGAAAAAAAAAAUGGUGGGGAAAAUACUGAACCCAGUCCGCCAUUCAGUGACGAUCCAUUGCCACAGGUGCGUUUUUCGAUUGCAUCACAGUAUUGUACUGUGUUCUCAGCUUCAUUAUGCUUUUAAGUGGAUGGAGAUUUUUUUUUUACUUCACAAUGUUCUCGCACACGAUCAAGCAUGAUCAUAUGGUGAAAUGUACAGUGAGUGUAAAAAAUAUUUGUUUGCCUUUAUAUAUUUUUCACAAAAGGGUGAAUUAGGCGUCGUGAACAGUGAAAUUAAUGGUUAUGUUUAACAGUUGGUGAAAAGAUUUUUUUGUUUUUUUUUUCUAAAGUUUUGCAGUUCAAUAACAAAAGCCGUAGUAGUUGAACUUUUUUUUAUAUCCUCAAAAAGUAUUGAAUUUCAUGGAUUUUGUUCUAACUCUUAUUGUUUUUGGCGCAACGAUCACUAAGUUCUUGCCAAAUUAUGACUUAAUAAAGUUAUUGUUACCAAUUAUCUGAAAAGUCAAUCCUCCGGACCGAUACCGGUGUGGCAAAGACAAAAAAAUAUUAUAAGCAUAGACUUAUCAAAGACAUGCAGAUCAACCUAAUUCCAUCGUGGAAAUAAAGAUUAACCACUCUUGUGUUAUGAAAUUAAUGCAAAAUUUGGAAGAACUAUACUGUAUUGUUUGGGAAGUUAAAGCAAGUGGCUAAAAAGAAGCUUUUGGCCCAAUUAAUAAAAGUUGGGAAAUUAUUUUCAUCGGUUUAAAUAAGUUCAAUAUAUUGGGAUGGACGUCGUCUAUUGUAAUGUAAAAGAAAAUAUUAUUUUGAAAUCUGUUUUCUUAUUUUUGUGCGAAUAUUACAUUAUAAGCCAUACAGACGAAUACUUUUUGCCUGUGUCACUAAUUGUACGGUCCCUAAUUUGCCUUUCUGUGUAAAAUAUGCUGCUGGACGUAUACUUUCGACACACACUGUAUGUGCGAGAAGAUAACGUGCCGAAUGGAAAACGAUUGAAUAGUGAGGAAACUUCACCAAAGCAACACAUUUUACCCGGUCACCAUUUAGUGACGAGUUCCAGACACUACUCUGUCGCAGUAUUAUUCGUGUGCAGUACAUUUCGAAGAGUGUAACGAGAACGGAAGUAAAAACGUAAUAUAUCAGCAGUGUAUGUCAAUGUGGUAAACCACGCGAUCCAUCCCGCUUUUUAUCUCCAAAUGCUGGUCGGAAAAAAAACACCUGACAUCCGUCUGGUGGAGUAUUUCUUUUUGUGUGCCUUUGUUCGUGACUCGUCGCUAAUUACGAUCGAUUGUUCUGGUGGUUGUGUGAAGGGAUUUACCAACCCUACCAACCAUACACACAUGCAUACCUGUUACGAUUGAAAAUUGUUCAUUGGUUUAAUUUUUUUCUCUCAUAUUCUGGAGAAAUUUCAUAUGCAAAAGAAAAAAGCCUACUGCUACGGAAAAAGUAGCUACUUUUAUGGAAUGGAAUUGUCAGUGAAAUGAAGGUUUGAUUUCUUCAUUCUCUCAUUUCUUGUUUGGUGGUGCAAAAUUAAAUGCUUCUACAUAUGUAUGCAUUUGGGGGGAUUGAGAUGGUUUGAAACCAAUAGUGAUGUUUGCAUAUUAAAGAUAAUGUUAUUGCUGUUGCUACUUUUGCUUCUACCAUAGCUGCUAUCUUCUUCUUCUAGAGCUUUAACACUUUACAGUGCUAUAUGAAAGUAAAAAAAAUCUUUUUAAAACGUAAUAAAUAUUAUUUAAAAUGCCUCAUGCAAUGUGUAAUAUGUAAACACAAUCAAACAUCCACAACAAAAAACGAAAACUACUUCUCUUCUAUCUAACCUCUGCAUAAGUGCCCCCUCUGCUGCGAAGCGAAUUAAUAAAAGGAAGAAAAAUAAAGAAAAAAAAACACACAAAAAACUCAUAAAACGCUUUUUUGCCCAUACAAGUCAUAAGAGAAGGGUAAGAAAAAGAAAAAAAAUUACAAAAAUGUGAACAAAUUAAAAACAGAAACAUGAAAGUGGAGAAAACGAGAAAAAAAACAUGUGUAAAGUAAGUGUGAUUUAAAGAGAAAAAAAAGAAGAAGACAAAAAAGGAACAUGUGAACUAAACGAAACGUGAUACAAUGUUCGAAAAGAAGGAAAGGAGAUAGAAAACAAGUUAAGUAAAAUGGGCUCACUAAAGGACGCCCUAGUGACCAGCCACAGGUACAUACUUUUAUAAGUUGAUGAGUAGUGUGAAUUUAAUUCAAUUUAUUAUAUGUUUCAUUCGCUGUCGCUGGUUUUUUUGUGUUUGUUUGCUUCUUCCGCCUAUCGGACGCUACGUAUGGAAGCAAACACGAGUACGAAUAUAAAAGCGUAACAUAAAGCAGCAAACUUUGUGCUAAUGAUAAUUGGCGCGCGCAAGAAAAAAAAACAGCAAAAAACGUAUUACUACAAUCAAUUAUGCAUUAAUAAUUAAACGCCGCAUUAAUGAUGAAUCGAUGACCGUGUGUGACGGAUAAUGAAAUUGAAUGGAAACAUUAAAAUGGAUAAAUAUGAGAUGGAAGCGCGCAUCGUAGCGAUAGUGGCCGCUAUGUUCUAUUGAUUAGAGAUAGCGUUGGAGAAGAAAAAAAAAAACGGAAAAUCAAAUGAAAAGUAAAGGUACAACAACAAUCAGGUCCUUCGCCCCGGGCGGACGGGGUGGAAAUUUGUGCGUAAAAUCCAUCAUUAUGAAUAACAGUAACCAACACACAUAUUAAUGAUUCGAGGAACGGUAAAAUGAGAAUGAAAAACAACAGCAGUAAAAGAAAAACAAAAAAACAAAAACAUACAACAGGCGCAUUCACUGCUGCAUUGCUGCAUUUGCGCCACAGAUGUAACAAAUUAUUAAUUAUUGAAAUAAAGCGAAAACAAAUGUUGAUUUUUAUUACAGUGAUAA
Messenger RNA from Anopheles funestus (African malaria mosquito), 10257 nucleotides. RefSeq lists its product as uncharacterized. Gene Ontology annotation, cellular component: intracellular anatomical structure. NCBI's taxonomy places the organism in Eukaryota, Metazoa, Arthropoda, Insecta, Diptera, Culicidae. The transcript is spliced from 7 exons. The coding region runs from base 991 to 4170 and encodes 1059 amino acids. Gene Ontology annotation, molecular function: GTPase activator activity. Gene Ontology annotation, biological process: regulation of actin cytoskeleton organization; positive regulation of GTPase activity; signal transduction. The record is from RefSeq and is a predicted model, not a curated record.